AUGACAGCAAACGAUAUUCACUUCUUCAAGUACUUGGUAAACAAUCAAGUAUUUUACAAAACUAAAUUCACCUAUGCCUUAGUAAACAUAAAGCCAUUGGUGCCAGGUCAUGUUUUGGUUGUCCCUUUACGCACCACAGUAUUACGUUUUGGUGACCUCACACCUGACGAAUCAAUCGACUAUAUGAUCACAUUGCAAUUGGUGCAAAAGUUUAUCACUAAAACCUACAAAGCAGAUGCACUUAAUAUCGCCAUUCAGGAUGGACCUGAAGCUGGUCAGCUGGUGCCACAUCUACAUACACAUAUUAUUCCACGAUACAAGACUGAUGGGUUUGGUGAUUCCAUAUAUAAUAAAUUAGAAUCAGAAGAUUUAGAUGCAGAGUAUAACCACUUUGAAGCUAGAAAACAACAAUAUCGUAAUCAUUUGAAGAUGGAAAAGAGUGAAUUAGCUCAAGAUGAUGCUGAUAGAAAAGAGCGUAUUGUAUCAACAAUGAAAGAGGAAGCUACCUGGUUGAACAACGAAAUUCAAAAAUUUAUUGCGCAUUCGGAAAUAUAA
Messenger RNA from Lodderomyces parapsilosis, 555 nucleotides. RefSeq names its product bis(5'-adenosyl)-triphosphatase (gene HNT2). The record is from RefSeq and is a predicted model, not a curated record. The transcript has a single exon. Lineage: Eukaryota; Fungi; Ascomycota; Pichiomycetes; Serinales; Debaryomycetaceae. Bases 1 to 555 code for a protein of 184 amino acids. Gene Ontology annotation, molecular function: catalytic activity.